This is a messenger RNA of Lemur catta (Ring-tailed lemur), 1337 nucleotides long. RefSeq names its product translational activator of cytochrome c oxidase 1. Bases 210 to 1052 code for a protein of 280 amino acids. The record is from RefSeq and is a predicted model, not a curated record. NCBI's taxonomy places the organism in Eukaryota, Metazoa, Chordata, Mammalia, Primates, Lemuridae. Gene Ontology annotation, cellular component: mitochondrion. The transcript has 7 exons.
GCCAUUGAGGGCCCCUACUUCCUGCUGCCGCGGGGACGAUGCGGGGUCAUUCGCGGGUGGGCUGCUCCGGGAGGGCCUGCCUGAUCCUUUGGGUCUCUGGUGACAGGCAGAGGCGGCCGCGGGGUCCCGACCAGCUUGUUCCGGCGGCGGACCGGACGGGCUGACCUUGGCUGCUGCUGUUUGCAGCUUGUAGCCCAGGGUCGGAGCCAAUGGCUGCUUGGGCCGCCGCCAGCCUGAGCAGGGCCGGUGCCCGAUGCUUGUGGGCACGAGGCCCCGGUGUCUGGGCGGCUCCUCCACGCGUCCCCCAGCCCUUCCAGCCCGAUCCCCAGGUCUGCGGCUCCGCUCCUGGCAGGACGCUUCACCUCACCGCGGUGGCCCCAGCUGGGCACAAUAAGUGGUCCAAAGUCAGGCACAUCAAGGGGCCCAAAGACACCGAAAGGAGUCGCAUCUUCACCAAACUCUGUUUGAACAUCCGCCUGGCAGUUAAAGAGGGAGGCCCCAACCCUGAGCUCAACAGCAACCUGGCCAACAUCUUAGAGGUGUGUCGCAGCAAGCACAUGCCCAAGUCAACGAUUGAGGCAGCACUGAAAAUGGAGAAAACUAAGGACAUAUAUUUGCUGUAUGAGGGUCGAGGCCCUGGUGGCUCUUCUCUGCUCAUUGAGGCAUUGUCUAACAGUGGCUCCAAGUGUCAGUCGGACAUUAGACAAAUCCUGAACAAAAAUGGGGGAAUGAUGACUGAGGGAGCUCGUCACUCCUUUGACAAAAAGGGGGUGAUCGUGGUUGGAGUUGAAGACAAAGAGAAGAAAACAGUGAACCUAGAGCGUGCCCUAGAGCUGGCAAUUGAAGCGGGAGCUGAGGAUGUCAAGGAAACUGAAGAUGAAGAAGAAAAUAACAUUUUCAAAUUUAUUUGUGAUGUUUCUUCACUGCAUCAAGUGAGGAAGAAGCUGGACUCCCUGGGCCUGUGUUCUGUGUCGUGUGCACUAGAGUUCAUCCCCAACUCAAAGGCAUGUGGCAGCCCAUUCUGGAACACAGGCCUCUGCAGUGAUCUCUGAGAGUAAAGCAGGAGGCGGGUACCUAGCAGGUCAGGAGGACUAUGGCUCGGACUUGUGGCCUUGAGACCAAGGGAACCCCACACUUCCAUGGGACCUCUUUGUCAGCUCUGCUGGUGUCUCAGAGCCCUUCUGGAUGAGUCUCCUGACACCCUCCUGGAUGCAAGGUGGGGCCACCUAGCUGGUCAGACUCUGAUCUCAGGUAGUUGGCCCUUGUGGGGAUUGUAAGUGACCCGAGGCCCUAUGUACUAGAAACUGCUCUUAAAUAAUAACAGUGAUUGAUCUUGG